UGUGACAUCCGGCGGAUGUAAACAAAGAAGCAUGAGCAGAGUUUGCUUCACUGCUGUGUGGACUGAGCUAUAAAACGGCUGUAUUAUAGUAUGAAUGAGAAAUAUCAGAGCGAUAAAGUAACGAUGUGUUCAGUUGAGUAUCUGAGAGAGUUGAUCAGCGACAGACUAGCUGCUGCUGCUGGAGAAAUAUUCUCAGAGUUUGAAAAAACCAUCGUCCAGUACCAGGAGGAGAUCGAUCGUCAGCGCAGACUGCUGGAUGUCAUCUGGAAACCACACAUCCCCUUACAACCCAUAGAGCUCCCACAGUCUUAUGUCUGUGAGAAUGAGAAGACUGUUGUUGACCAUCAGCCCCAUGACCAGGAGAGAAACUCCAUGGUGGACCAUGAGGACCCAGAGCCUCCACGGAUUAAAGACCAGCAGGAGGAACUCUGCACCAGUCAGGACCAAUCAAACCCAGAGAUUUCUCAAAUUAAAAUGGAACAGGAAGAAUUGUGCACCAGUCUGCACCAAUUAGACCCAGGGUUACCACAAAUUAAAGUGGAACAGGAUGAACUCUGCUCCAGUCAGGAGGAAGAGUUAAUUGGAUUGAAACAGGAGACUGAUACCUUUGAGGUGACUCCUGCUGAUGAGGAAAGUGACCACAGUGAACCAAAACCAAACAGUGAUCAGCUCCUGUUUCACAUCUCUUGUGUAGCUCUGAGCCCAGAUCAGGAAGGAAGCAAGGAUGUAGACUCAGGAUCAACUAGAUGUAUCGAGCUGAAACCAAGACAUCAGAGUAACAACAGUCACAGUAAUGAUGUAGACAAUGCUCCAACAUCAGCGAGACAGUGUGAUAAUGACAAGGCAACAAAAUCUGUAACUUGCAAAGUCUGUGGAAAAGCUUUUUGUUGUAAAUCAGAUUUAAUCAAACAUCACAAAACCCACACAGGUGAGAAGCCAUAUUCUUGUGAAACCUGUGGAAAAAGCUUCAGUCAACGGGUCCAUUUGACUGUUCACAUGAGAUGUCACACAGGUGAGAAGCCGUAUGUUUGUGGAACCUGUGAAAAAAGCUUUAGUCAACGGACCUCUUUGACUGACCACAUGAGACUUCACACAGGUGAGAAGCCAUAUUCUUGUGGAACCUGUGGAAAAAGCUUCAGUAAACGGGUCCAUUUGACUGUUCACAUGAGAUGUCACACAGGUGAGAAGCCGUAUGUUUGUGGAACCUGUGAAAAAAGCUUUAGUCAACGGACCUCUUUGACUGACCACAUGAGAUGUCACACAGGUGAGAAGCCAUAUUCUUGUGGAACCUGUGAAAAAAGCUUUAGUCAACGGACCUCUUUGACUGACCACAUGAGAUGUCACACAGGUGAGAAGCCAUAUUCUUGUGGAACCUGUGAAAAAAGCUUCAGUCAACGGACCUCUUUGACUGACCACAUGAGACGUCACACAGGUGAGAAGCCAUAUUCUUGUGGAACCUGUGAAAAAAGCUUUAUUCGACGGACCUCUUUGACUGAACACAUGAGACGUCACACAGGUGAGAAACCAUAUGUUUGUCACAUUUGUGGAAAAAGAUUUUCUGGUUCAUCAGCACAUAAUAGGCACAUGGCAGUUCACAAAAUGGGAAAACCAUAUUCUUGUGGAACCUGUGGUGAAAGCUUUAGUCGACAGGACCAUUUGACUGUCCACUUAAGACGUCACACAGGUGAGAAGCCAUAUUCUUGUGGAACCUGUGGAAAAAGCUUUAAAUAUAGUUAUCAAUUAAAAGCCCACAUGAGAAUCCACACAGCUGAGAAGUCCUGAUCCUGAAACAUCUGUGGAAAACAUAAUGUCAGAAUUAAGGUUGAAACAACAUGUAAGAGUUGGUACAGGUUAAAAGUAGAUGUUUUAGAUUUAAAGCAGCUUUAGUCUGUGGUUCAACAACAACUGUGAGGAAGUAUGUAAGCAAUCCUUGAUGAUUAGACCAGAUGGAGUCUGGACUGUGGUGGUGGAGCAGCAGGCAGAAGAACCAAACUGAAUGUCUGGAUGGAUAUGGUAUUGGUACAGACUGCUACAUUUCUGCUAUCAUGACAUCCUUCAUCAGCAGAGCACUGAUUGGAGAUAUUGUGAAGCUGUUUGGAACAUUUUCACAUCCUGCUGAGAGAACAUGGCUGUUCAGGUGUGAACAUACUACUGGAAUCCACUCAGCUUGAGCUCUGCUGUCUUUCAAGUAAAAGGAGGCAACGAGAUACAGAGACAUUGUGACAGUAGGACACAACAGAGUGUGUCACUGCAGCAGAGGAGAUCUGGACGUGAAAUAAAGUUGUAAUAAAACGUGCAGCUCCAUGACUGCUUCAUGAAAUGUUUUGAAUGUUUUCAAACAGAUGUACAUGUACAUGUUGUUUCAUAAUUAAUGUAACAUUGAAGAGCCCCAGCAAGAAUAACUCUGAGUCAGAUAUCAAAGACAUAACCAACAUUAUUAUGUUUUCAAGCAACAGACACGUGGUUUUACUAGUAGUAGCUGAUACACUCCUGCAAAUGUCAAAACCAGAAAUGUUAAAAACAGGUGAAGCUGUGCUGCAGUUUCUGCUGGUUAGAUAAAGGUCUUAUGCUAUUUAUUUCUUCUAUUGUCACCACAUAGGUCAUCUGUGUGAUUUGUUCGUAGGAUCUCAUUGUGUCGUCAUACAGCACAUUGAACCCUUGUAUUGUCUGAACGUCCUGAACACUCCUCCUGUCCUCAGGGUCAGAAAUGACCUGCCUCCACUGAGCCUCUAAAAUAGAGCAGCUUAAUGGAAUUUUUAACCAAAAAUCUAUUUUACAUGAAGAAACAACCUGUCAUGCAUCACACACUUUGUGAAUGCCUGUUUUUGCUUCCUCAGAGGGUAGAAAGACUGUAUUUAAUCAGUGAACACCAUUCGUUUUUAUACCAUUGUUCAUGCUGUAACUGUUUUCUUUCUAUAAGUAGAGGUUUAUUAUCACUAUUAUUGCUGCUAAAGGUACUGCAUAGAUGUAAACAUUUCUUGUUUUGCAGGAGAUAAUACUUCUAUAGCCUAAUAAAGUACCAGAAAUGUGCAGAAAUGAACUUGAAAUGAAUUUUUGAAGGGAAACAACAGUGUACUGUAUACUGUACAAUGGAAUAUAAAACUACAAAACUCAACUACCA
Molecule: messenger RNA, 3121 nt
Organism: Acanthochromis polyacanthus (spiny chromis)
Lineage: Eukaryota; Metazoa; Chordata; Actinopteri; Pomacentridae
Product: zinc finger protein OZF-like
Exons: 2
Coding region: 91-1782 (563 amino acids)
Biological process (GO): regulation of transcription by RNA polymerase II
Molecular function (GO): RNA polymerase II cis-regulatory region sequence-specific DNA binding; DNA-binding transcription factor activity, RNA polymerase II-specific
Source: RefSeq, a predicted model, not a curated record